GCGGGGGCGGGGCAACGCCCUGACUGACAGGAGGAAGUCCCGCCCCUCGACCCAGCCUGGCCGCACUCAUUGGCUGCUCCGACUCACGCGGGCUCCCAUUGGUCGGAGCCGCGGCGUGGGCGGGACCAGCGGAGCCCAGGAAGCGGCGGCGGCCCCGCGGAGGCUUUUCCUGCCCGCGGCCGCGGAGCGGAGCGGGGCGGGCGGACCCGCCGGGCCGCGCUGCAGUGGGAGAUGACGACGCUCACGCACCGGGGCCGGCGGGCGGAGGGCAGGAGCGCGGAGAAGAAGGCGGACGGCGAGGAGGAGGUGGCUGCGGACAGGGAGCUGAACGAGGACGAUCCCGAUGACUCCAAAGACAUCCGCCUCACGCUCAUGGAGGAGGUGCUGCUCCUGGGGCUGAAGGACAAGGAGGGCUACACGUCCUUCUGGAACGACUGCAUCUCCUCGGGGCUGCGGGGCGGGAUCCUCAUCGAGCUGGCUCUGCGCGGCCGCAUCCGCCUGGAGCCGCUGUCCCUGAGGAAGAAGAGGCUGCUGGAGAGGAAGGUGCUGCUGAAGUCGGAUGCUCCCACUGGGGAUGUGCUGCUGGAUGAGACCCUCAGGCACAUCAAGGCCACGGAGUCAGCAGAGACGGUUCAGACCUGGAUAGAGCUGCUCACUGGAGAGACCUGGAACCCCUUCAAGCUGCAGUACCAGCUGCGCAACGUGCGCGAGCGCCUGGCCAAGGCUCUGGUGGAGAAGGGCAUCCUGACCACGGAGAAGCAGAACUUCCUCCUCUUCGACAUGACCACCCACCCCGUCAGCAACGCCUCCGAGAAGCAGCGCCUGCUGAAGAAGCUCCAGGAGAGCGUCCUGGAGCGUUGGGUCAACGAGCCCCAGCGCAUGGAGCGCAGGACUCUGGCCCUGCUGGUGCUGGCCCACGCCUCGGACGUGCUGGAGAACGUUUUCGCCAGCCUGGCCGACGACAAGUACGACGUGGCCAUGAACAGGACCAAGGACCUGCUGGAUAUGGACCCUGAGGUGGAAGCUGCCAAAGGCAAGGGCACGGAGAUGAUCUGGGCCGUGCUGGCGGCCUUCAAUAAGUCCUAAACGCUCCUCACACGGCGUGGGGCUGAUCCUUGAUGGGUCCCAUCAGGGGGACCCCACACCCCACCUGGAGUCUCAUCAAGGGCACCCCUCUCCCCAGAGGGACCCUGAGGUGGGAGCUGCCAAAGGCAGGGCCACGGAGAUGAUCUGGGCCGUGCUGGUGGCCUUCAGUAAGUCCUGAACUCCUCCUCACGUGGGGUGGGGGUGAUCCUUGAUGGCUCCCACCCCAGGGUCUCCCCACGGGGACCUGGAGCUCCUGGGGCACUGGGCGGGCUCAGCCUGGGGAGGGACCAGGGGAUUUUGCUUUUCCCCUCCCCAGGUAGGGCUGGGAGGUGAGAACCCCCCACCACCACCACAGCCCCUGGUGCCUCUGGGGAGAGGUGGCCGCAGCUCUUCACUCCUUGCCCUUGGGCAUUUCCUUCUGAGGCCAGUGCAGAGCCGGGGGUGGCACAGCCGGGGGUGGCCCAGGAGCUGCUCCAAGAGGCCAAACCCUGGCACAGAGGGGCUGGGACAGCUCCUGGGUGCCUCUCCCACAGUCAGGGCCUGCCUGGGAGCUCUGGGGGUGCCCCUGAGGAGCUCACACCCUCCUGGGGUGGGUUUGGGGGUGUUGGGCAGCCGGGAGCACCCCCAUCCCUGGCACCCAAAGCUCCCCCGCGUGUCUCCAUGCAGGAGCAGCUCUGCAGAGCCCCCCGGGCUGUGCCCCCAUGGCUCAGCUGCUCUUUCUAGUAAGAAACCAAGUGAAGCUGUGAUUAUUUUUGUUCACAACCCCCUUCCUUCCUCCCUCCCUCCCCCACUUUAUUCUCCUGUAGUUCACUUAAAACUUAAGUGUUUCUCUGCA
This is a messenger RNA of Vidua chalybeata, 1921 nucleotides long. RefSeq names its product golgi phosphoprotein 3 like (gene GOLPH3L). The transcript has 5 exons. Lineage: Eukaryota; Metazoa; Chordata; Aves; Passeriformes; Viduidae. The record is from RefSeq and is a predicted model, not a curated record. Bases 232 to 1086 code for a protein of 284 amino acids. Gene Ontology annotation, molecular function: phosphatidylinositol-4-phosphate binding. Gene Ontology annotation, biological process: retrograde vesicle-mediated transport, Golgi to endoplasmic reticulum; Golgi organization; Golgi to plasma membrane protein transport. Gene Ontology annotation, cellular component: Golgi cisterna; trans-Golgi network; cytosol.